Molecule: messenger RNA, 4106 nt
Organism: Paramacrobiotus metropolitanus
Lineage: Eukaryota; Metazoa; Tardigrada; Eutardigrada; Parachela; Macrobiotidae
Exons: 15
Coding region: 130-3795 (1221 amino acids)
Cellular component (GO): Cul4-RING E3 ubiquitin ligase complex; cytoplasm
Molecular function (GO): protein binding; calcium ion binding
Source: RefSeq, a predicted model, not a curated record
GGCGUUCUGAAAAAUCAAAAAUGUUUUUGAAGUCUGGCUGGAAGUGAUGUUUUGGUUUUAUUGCUGAAAUCACUACAGUUUCAAAUCAAGUAAAUUUUUAGUACGUGUUUAAGACGUUGCAUAAUAAAAAUGGCCGAUCCCUUCGCCUCCGCCUUCGAACCAUCGUUUUCAUCACCAGCCCAACCCAACUUCUCCCCCCGGCCCUCCAUCUCGGGCUUCCCCGUGGCGCCCAAUCAGGUCCUGGCCGUGUGGUCCGUCACGGCGCCCGAGAAGGCCAAAUCCGAUCAGAUCUUCCUGACCAUCGACACCGAUCAGGACGGAUUGAUCAACGGCGGGGAAUGCAAGGGUAUCUUCCUGCAGUCCGGACUCCCCCCACCCAUGCUGGCCCACAUCUGGACGCUGUGCGACAUUAAAAAGAACGGGAUGCUGAACGCCGAGCAGUUCGCCCUGGCCUUCCAUCUCAUCCACCAGAAAGUCAAGUCCAACACGGACCCCCCGACGGCCCUGUCCCCCGACCUGGUACCCCCCUCCAUGCGCCAGUACUCCACGCAGUUCCCCGUUCCGGGCGUCACGGGCCCGCUGGAGGACAGUGAGGAAGGCGGGGAUGAGGAUUUGAAGAAGGAGAUUAAGGCGCUGGAGGAGGAGAUUAAGGGCAUCCGGGCCGAUAGGGCGCAGCUGGUGCAGGAUGUGGAAAGUCGCAAAGCAGAAGUCUUGGGACGUCAGACGGAGCUGCAGAACAUGACGAAAGAGCUGGAGCAACUACAAACCGCCGCCAAACAGCUGGACUUCCAGCGCGGGGAAGCGCAGAAGCGGCUGGACGACCUGGACGCCCAGAAACUCCGUCUGCAGUCCACCCACACCGCGCUGACUGCCGAAAUCCAAGCGGAACGUGAGAAAACCCGCGAACUGCGCGGGGAGAUUGAGCGCCGGCAGCGCGGGCAAAAGGACGAAGAACUGGAAGCCAGUCAGAAGAAGGCGGAGUUGGAGCGGCUGAAACGGGAGGAAGCGACGCUGGCGCAGAAACUAGACCACCAACGGGCGCAGAUGGCCAGUCUGGAGGUGGCGGUACGCGAGGGUGACGGGCGGAUCGGGCAGAUUGAGGAGCACAUGGCCACACUGGCGGCUAUGAAUGCGUCGCUGCGCGAUGCCAUCACGCAGUUCGACGCCGCGCUGGCCUCCAACGACACCUCCGGCAUCAACCACACCUACCUGCACCGCCCCCUCUCCGACUUCACCUUCAACGCCGGCCUCCUCAACUUCCAGCCCAUCUCCGCCGCGCCGACCUUCCCCGUCAAGACCCCCGUCACCAGCGCCUUCGACGACCCCUUCCGAGGCGAAGACCCCUUCGCCUCGUCGGCCGCCUCAACCACCAUCGUCAGCGAUGAUCCCUGGGGCGCCUCGCCCUUCGGCGCCUUCGCCGCGGACCCCUUUGGGGGCGGGGGCGGCGGUUUCCCCCCGGAAUCCCCGCUGCCGGCCCUCCCCCCGAAGAAGAGCGCGCUGACGCUGGGCGGGGCCGUCAAUAAGCAGCCGCCGCCGCGGCCCGCCCCGCCCAAGGCCGGGAAGAAGGAGGGCAGUAGUCCGGCGCGUGACGCCUUCGAGAGCGAUCCCUGGGGGGCGGGGGGCGGGGCGGACGGGGUGUACGCCUUCCCCGGGUUUGAGCAGCCGCAGGCGUCGUCCUUCGCUACGGAUUUCGAUGAUUUCGGGAAUUACUGUAAUAUUGUUCUUUACGGGAUUUCAAUCGUUAAUCAUCGGCCAUCACAGAAAAUGGAGCAUCAAGAUGAGGUGCCGAGCGACAGCGAGGAAACAUCCACUAACCCGAAAAAGAACCAGAAGCGCAAAUCGGACAACAGCUCCGACACAUCCCCGACUGCAUCACGUCGAGAUACUUCAGCUGAAACAUCUAGUGGUAAGGAGUCUGCCCAGAAGAUGAAGAAAUCCAAUGAACAGAUUUCCACGAACCCUGUCGCCCAGCCGUCCGCCCCGGGAUCCGAUGACGAGGAGAUGCCCGCGCUGCUGGAUCCCUGGCAGAUGCGCGAGCUGGCCCUGGCCGAGCCGAACCGGAUGAAGCAGGAGAUGUCACGGGAGCGUAUGAGCGAGCGCAUCGCCACCCUCCAGGAGAAUGAGGAGGCGGCGCAACGCGAUGCGCUGGCGGACAUGCCCCCCCUGAUGGAGCCGGGGGCGGCGGGGGGCCGGGCGCGGGGCAUUCGGAUUAUCAGCGUGUCCACCGGGUCGGAUGAGGAGGAGGGACCCAACGCGGACGAUCUGCCCGAUCUCCUGUCUCCUGGGGACUCGGAUCGCAUGGAAGUGUCGGACGAUGAAGAUGAGGACGAGGCCCGCGGCGACGCCCAGUCGGACAACCCCAUCCUGUGGCACACCCCCGCCGACCCCCACGAGCUCAUCGCCCCCCUCCCGCCCCUGUCGCCCCGCCAGUCCCUGCCGGCACUGCUGCUGUGGAAAGAGCUCAAUCCUUUCCCCGCCGCGCUGCAGCUGCGCCAGAAACUCGCCUCCCACCGCGAUCUCGUCCAGCGUCUGGGCCUCUACGCCACCCUCGACCAUCAUACCGGCUGUGUGAAUGCGCUGAACUUCAAUCCGGCCGGGACGCUGUUGGCCAGCGGAUCGGACGAUCUGGAGGUGGGCGUGUGGGAUUGGAUGCAGAAGAAGCUCAAGUACUCCUUCCCCUCCGGCCACAACGCCAAUGUCUUCCAGACGAAAUUCUUGCCGUUGAGCAACGAUUCACUGAUUGUGACGGCGUCGCGGGAUGGUGGAGUGCGCUUAGCGGAAUUGUCGAUGGCCGGCGGACGCCCGAAAAUCCGGCAUUUAUGCCGACAUCACGGCGCCUGCCAUAAGAUUGAUGUAAGAGCCGAUGCGCAUUAUCAUAUUCUGACCAGCGGCGAGGACGCCGUGGUGAACUACAUCGACGUGCGGGAAGCCAAGGCCCGUAAAUGCGUCGUGGUGCGGGAUUCUAAGAGCUCCAAAGUGCCGCUGUACUCCAUUAUGUCCAAUCCGCUCAACGCCCACGAAUUCGUCGUGUCCGGCUACGGAAAAUACGUCCGCGCGUAUGAUAUGAGAAAAUUGGACUCGGAUCCGUCCAAAUGCCAGCCGAUACUGAGCCUCUGCCCGCCGCUGCUGCAGCCGAAAAGCAGCGCACUGAGCGUCUCAUCCGCCGUCUACAACUACAACGGAUCCGAAAUUCUGGCCACCUACAAUGACUUCCACAUUUUCCUGUUUAAAAACUGCGCGGACGAAACGGUGGCCACGGUGGAUCUGCAGCACUACGAGGGCCAUCGCAACAACCAGACCGUCAAGGGCGUCAACUUCUACGGCGCCAAGAGCGAGUACGUGGUCAGCGGCAGCGACUGCGGCCGCGUCUUCUUCUGGGACAAGGAGACGGCAAGGAUUGUCCACUAUCUCAUGGCCGAUGAGAUCGGCGCGGUGAAUGUUCUGGAGCCGCAUCCCCGGGAUCCGUAUUUCGCCACCAGCGGACUGGAGCAUACCGCCAAGAUUUGGGCACCUCUCAACGAUGAGCCAGCGAAUUUGGAAGAUCUCAUUCCCAUUAUCGAUAAGAACAGCAACGAGCGGAAACGCGAUGCCCGGGAAAUGGGCAAUCAUUCGGCCCGCGAAGAGCGAUUCUUUAUGAUGCUGAUGAACCAUAUUGCUCGUCGCGCCAACCGUGCCAAUCGCGAUAACAACAACGACAACGAGGAUAACGCUCCGGAGGAAGCGGAGAACGAUUCGGAUGAGAGUGAAGGCGAUGCCGAUGUGCAGGUGGGCCGGGUCCGCUGUGGAACGAACUGACGCUGCGAAUUUUCUUAUGUUUUUUUGGGAAUGAAUCUGGGAUUGUGGGAAUAAUAUCCCAUGCGUUUGAUGAUCGCUGUUUGUGAAAAUUCAUAGAAAAUUGUAAAUCCUUAUUUUGUUGUCGGAAGGGGAUCUGCUGUACAGUACAGAUGCGGAGGAUGAAUUUAUUACUGGUUAAUAAUUGCGUUGAAGGCCGGAUUGUAAAGGCGUUGUAGAGUUUUUCUGAUGUACAAAUUCCCCGAAAUGUGUAGAAUAAUUUUGAGAGAGAAAAUAAAUAGACGGUGGAGAAAAAUAAAAAGAGAAAAAAGAAA